Molecule: messenger RNA, 393 nt
Organism: Eruca vesicaria subsp. sativa (arugula)
Lineage: Eukaryota; Viridiplantae; Streptophyta; Magnoliopsida; Brassicales; Brassicaceae
Source: the annotation of a GenBank genome assembly
AUGGGACUCAUUACUAUUCAGUUCUCCUUAAUUUAUAUAUUACGGUUCUAUCAGGAGUAUGCAUGGCCUCAAGGUCUGAUGGAUGUUGUUGAGGAUGUGAGUUAUAUCUUGAUUCAUGGAGUGGUGUACAAGAAAGGGGAAGAUGCGACGUGUAAGAUGGUUGUGUCGGCAUCUGAGUUUAAGCCAAGGAUUAGGAUGGCGAUGACGAGUUUGAGUGAUGAGGUUUUGCUUGUGGGAGGAGUUGGUGGACUUGAUAGUGAUAAUUGGGAUAUUAAGAAGAUGUCGGAUGUAGAUGUUUUGACGUUUGGGAGUGAUAGUCCGGUGUGGAGGAAGGUUGCUCCGAUGACUAAGUGUCGUGGAACGGUUUUUGGGUGUACCCAAUUGACAGUAUGA